Messenger RNA from Owenia fusiformis, 638 nucleotides. NCBI's taxonomy places the organism in Eukaryota, Metazoa, Annelida, Polychaeta, Sabellida, Oweniidae. The record is from the annotation of a GenBank genome assembly.
UGAUGACUCGUUGAUCUAGACUACUAACACUAGUCACUAGUCACCUUAACAAUACGUGUUUCGGUAAAAUGCGCCUUGGUAUGAUGGAUGGAUAUAUAGCACGACGACUAAACAAGAAACUCCUUCUGCUGUUCAUGAUUGCAGCCAUCGUACUAUACCUGCAGUCGAAGACAGAAAAUACUGGGACUAAGAUCGUCGGACCAAGAAUGUCCAAAUAUUACAAACAUGCAAACCAGAUAUCGUCCACAACAGAAUCGUUCUCGCCCAAUAAAACCACACUCCUUAACGCCACAUUGAACCUCCAAUUACAAUUCAUAUCACUCAGUGCCAUCUAUAACAUCUCUCUGAUCCUUCUGGACCCGACCAUAAUCAACAACAGCAUGGUGUCAACACAUAACCUGAAGGAGGACCUCAUCAACAAAGCCAUUGUCUCCUAUGGCAUCAAUCGUGACGAUUUGGCUGGAACUAAAUUGGAGACAUUCAUUCGCACUCUAUCUCGUAACAAAUACCACACAACAGUCGUAAAAGACAGAGACCAGAAUGUCAACCAUAUAUUCUUAACGACAUCAGUGCCAUCUAUCAGCAAGUGGAUUCACAUAGCCAUAAUAUAUAACAGACACGGUAGAUAUUACUGGAUA